Messenger RNA from Chinchilla lanigera (long-tailed chinchilla), 750 nucleotides. RefSeq names its product arginine/serine-rich coiled-coil 1 (gene Rsrc1). Gene Ontology annotation, biological process: alternative mRNA splicing, via spliceosome. Lineage: Eukaryota; Metazoa; Chordata; Mammalia; Rodentia; Chinchillidae. The record is from RefSeq and is a predicted model, not a curated record. Gene Ontology annotation, cellular component: cytoplasm; nucleus. Bases 88 to 750 code for a protein of 220 amino acids. The transcript is spliced from 8 exons.
GCGGUCGUCUCGGCCCGGCUCGGCGCAGCCGCUGGGCUCCUUGGCUCCGCGCAGCGGCCCGCUCUCCAGCACCUCCCGCUUAUAGAAAUGGGUCGCCGGUCAUCAGACACUGAAGAAGAAAGCAGAAGCAAGAGAAAAAAGAAACAUCGUAGGCGGUCAUCUUCCAGCAGUUCUUCAGAUAGUAGAACAUACAGCCGAAAGAAAGGUGGAAGGAAAUCGAGAUCAAAGUCGAGGUCUUGGUCCAGAGAUCUUCAGCCUCGCUCACACUCUUACGAUAGAAGACGCAGGCAUCGGUCAAGCAGUAGCUCUUCUUACGGCUCUAGAAGAAAACGAAGUCGAAGUCGUUCCCGGGGUCGAGGGAAGUCUUACAGAGUUCAGAGGUCUAGGUCGAAAAGCAGAACAAGAAGGUCCAGGUCAAGACCUCGUCCACGUUCCCAUAGUCGAAGCAGUGAAAGGUCCAGUCACAGAAGAACCCGUAGUAGGUCCCGGGAUAGAGAUCGACGUAAAGGCAGAGAUAAAGAGAAGAGAGAAAAGGAUAAAGGCAAGGACAAAGAAUUACACACCAAACGUGGGGAAACUGGAAACAUCAAAGCUGGAUUAGAACAUCUGCCACCAGCAGAACAGGCCAAAGCCAGACUGCAACUAGUUCUUGAAGCUGCUGCAAAAGCUGAUGAAGCAUUGAAGGCCAAAGAAAGAAAUGAGGAAGAAGCAAAGAGAAGAAAGGAAGAAGACAGCUCAGCCUCUGACUAG